AUGUGUGAGCAGGAGGUCACUUAUUCAACUGUGAGAUUUCAUAAGUCUUCAGGCUUACAGAACCAGGAGAGAGCUGAGGAGACUCAAGGGCCCAUAGAAGCUGGCCACAGAAAGUGUUCAGUCCCCUGGCAGCACAUUAAGAUAGCUCUAGGAAUCCUCUGUUCCCAUCUGCUGGUAACUGUUGCAGUGUUGGCAAUGAGCAUUAUUCAGUACAGUCAAGAAAACCAUGAUCUGCAGAAGACUCUAAAACACCCCCAUAACUGUAGCACCAUGCAAAGUAUCAUCGACUUAAAGGAAGAAAUGAUGAGAAAUCAAUCUAUUGAGUGUCGUCCAGGGAGCGAACUCCUGGACUCCCUCGAGCGAGAACAGGAAAGAUGGUAUAGAAAAACCAACAUCAUUUUAAAUUCUUCAGAGCACAUAGGUAUGGGUGUUAAAAUACACUGGUUCUGCUAUGGUAUAAAAUGUUAUUAUUUCAUCAUGGUCAAAAAAUCAUGGAAUGGAUGUCAACAGACCUGCCAAAAUUCCAGCCUACCCCUUCUGAAGAUAGAUCAUGAGGAAGAACUGAAGUUCCUUCAGAUCCAGGUUAUUUCAGAUAAUUACUGGAUUGGAUUGAAAUAUCAUAAUGAAAAAAAGGGAUGGGCAUGGACUGACAAUGGACAAUCUAAACUUGUCUUGAGUAAAAGGAAGUUCAAUCUAAAAGAUGGAAGAUGUGUAUUCUUAUCUAACACAAGACUAGAAAAUACUAACUGUGAUACUUCAUUCAGCUGUAUUUGUGGGAAGACACUGGAUAAAUUCCCUGGUUGA
Messenger RNA from Rattus rattus (black rat), 804 nucleotides. Its product is annotated as killer cell lectin-like receptor 5. Lineage: Eukaryota; Metazoa; Chordata; Mammalia; Rodentia; Muridae. Bases 1 to 804 code for a protein of 267 amino acids. The transcript has 6 exons. The record is from RefSeq and is a predicted model, not a curated record.